CAUACGCAAGAUUCGUUCAUGCGUUGUCACUUUAUGGGAAAUAUUAAAUGUUCGAAUAUUUUGGAAUCAUGCUGAUUAUUGGGAUUGAAACGAGGUUCAAUAGGUUAAAUCAUGAUUUUAUCGAUAUCAGUAUCGGCAAUAAUUUCCUUUACAAAUCUGGGGACCUUGUGAUCCUCACCUGAGAAUCUCGACAUUUGUUCUUCGUGCAUCUUUGGGGUGGGGGGGAAACGAAGAAGAAGAGGAGGAAGAGGAGGAGGAAAAGGAGGAGAAGGACGAGGAGGAGGAGGAGGAGGAGGAGGAAGAGGAAGAGGAAGAGGAGGAGAUCAUGGCUCUUAAGCAGGAGUUUCGAGCAAUCUUUUGACGAGAAAUAUAUUUUCUUUCAUAGACUAAAGUCGACAUUCUUCUUACUCUCUCUCUCUCUCUCUUUUUCUCUCUAACGCAUAUCUAAUUUUUCCACGAAGAAAAAAUUCAGUUUUCGUGUUUUAAACAGACGCGAAUAAUAUUGGUUGUCCCAUUUUUCGUAACGGGGUGCCAAUUCGUAGUCAUCAAAUUCAAGAUCGGAUGUAAGUGUACGCGUGUGCAACGGUGUAAGUUAAUUGGAUGAGAAGAAGAAAACUUGGACGGUGGACAAUAAGAGAAACAACAAAAUGGAUACUAAACCUCUGCGAAUCGUUUCCGGUCUUCUUUUUUGCAUCUUUGUGGGCUCACAUGUUGGACAGGCAAGAAAUGGAACUAAUUAUUAUGGAAGAGAGAUCGGUUCGUUCGCAAAAUAUGCUCACGGUAUCAAAGGGAUUAUAUACGCCGCAGAUGACACUACGAUAUUCAUAAAAGGAUUCUCUUAUGAUGGUACGGGUCCAGAUGCAUAUUUUUGGGUCGGUAACAGUUCUAGACCAAGCCCUAAUGGUUACAUCGUACCUUAUCCUGAAGAUUACAAGGGCAGAGAUCCACCAGUGUUGAAGGCGUACGACAAUACCGACAUUGUUUUAAAGUUACCACAGGGGAAACGUUUGCGAGACAUUAAAUGGCUGAGCGUUUGGUGCAGAAGAUUUACCGUCGAUUUCGGUGACAUUUUCAUCCCACCGGAUUUAGAGGUACCAAAGCCACGAGUGUUGCCUGAAUUUUCAAGAUUGGCACACGGCCUUCGUAGCGGUAAUAUCAGCAUCCUUGAUAGCAAAACUAUCUAUAUUCCAAAUUUGCAUUACGACGGUGCUGGUCCAGAUGCCUAUUUUUGGGUUGGAAAUGGCAUGGAGCCACAUAUUUUGGGCAUUAAAGUACCCAACGAAAUAGGAAGACGAGCAGUACUUCGGAGCCAGCAACGUCUAAACAAGAAUUAAGCAAUUGCAAGGAAUUUCUGGAAGGACGUGUACAAGUUCAAUGGGAAUUGAUGGGUGAGGACGUGCAGAUUCAAGUUUCAGGUCGUAUCAACGAGGACCAAUACGUGGCAUUUGGUCUAUCGGGACGUCAGGAUAAAUCCGAAAUGAUUGGUGGCGACGUAGUUGUGGUAGCUUACGACAAGAAAAAAGGAAAAUACAUUGCCGAGGACUAUUACAUGUCUGAUUUUUCUCAAUGCGAUGGGAAAAAGGGUGUCUGCCCUGACGAAAGGGUCGGUGGCAAAAACGAUGCGGUAUUGUUGCACGGUGAUAGAAGAAACGGUAUCACGACAGUAACGUAUAUGAGACCUUUACGCACGAACGAACCCGUAAAAGACAGGAUGAUCCCUGAAUCCGAGACUAAUGUGAUCGCUGCUAUUGGUCCUCUCAAUUCAAGAGGAGAAGCCAACGCUCAUCAGGCUUUCGACAAGACUACAGGGGAUAUACGUAUCGACUUUACGUCGAAAAAUGUCCACGAGUGUACUAAUUCCCUGUACAACACGCCAGACAUGCCUGACAUUGAACCCUGGCCACAAGCCGUGAUCAACGAUGUAGAUACCUUCAGUGCUAGGAUUGGACCAACCGGUGGACUUAGAGGAUAUUACCGUAUAACGGGUGAAGUUUCAUGGGGUAUCGCAUGGUACAUAAAUGAUCUAUUAAUACCAGAGAUCACUGUGGAAAGAGGACAAACAUAUACAUUUAUCGUAGAAGGUGGAAACGAUCCUGCUAAUCCGGCCAAGUAUCAUCCGUUUUACAUAACGGAUAGUCCUGAAGGUGGUUUUGGACAAAAAUCGGAAGCUCAACAAAAGCAACAAAGAGUGUUCGCAGGUAUAGACUACGAUAGUGAUGGCUAUCCUUAUCCAACUGCAGCUGGUCGUUAUUGCGAAUGGGUUCAUAAAACAAUUGACAAAAGUAAAGAAUCAGAAACGUUCCAAAUAUUUUUCAAAACAUUGAGACUGGAAUGUGUUCCUGGUGAUCCUUCCAAACUCGUAUGGACCGUUCCCCAAGAUGCACCUGAUUUAUUAUACUAUCAGUGUUAUACGCACAACAAUCUCGGUUGGAAAAUACACGUGGUAGAUGCUGGUUACAGAUCCCAAAGAAAUGCAAAUGACGCUAAUAAAAAUACGUCAAUAUCGACAAUAAUAAUUGCCUCUAUAAUCGUCGUCGCAUUUGCGUUUUUAAGAUGAAUUAAUUCGCCGUUCCUUUAAUAACUUUAAUGCGUUACUAUUAUUUCUCUCGUGCUAUGAAAAAUUAAAAAAAAAAAGAAGAAAAAAAAAGAAUAAGAAAAAGAAAGAAUGUAGGAAAACGUAACAAAACUUAUUAAAAUUAUAACGAACGGUGAUAAUGAAACA
Messenger RNA from Polistes canadensis, 2722 nucleotides. RefSeq names its product protein Skeletor, isoforms B/C. NCBI's taxonomy places the organism in Eukaryota, Metazoa, Arthropoda, Insecta, Hymenoptera, Vespidae. The record is from RefSeq and is a predicted model, not a curated record.